AUGCCAGUAAAAUUAAAAUGGCCUUGGCUAGGAAUAGCAAUACCAUGCUUUCUGAUUUCUUUCAUAGGCUACUGUAGCCAUCUUUUCAUCCUGCUGAAUUUUCUCUCACCCCUCCUGCAGGUUUGGUUUCAAUUCAGCUUAAUUUUAAUCUGGAUUUCAUAUUAUUUGGCAAUUUAUACCGAUCCAGGAACGGCAGCUUCACACUUUGAGCCGUUGGAGCGGGAGUGGAGAAAUUACUGCCGGAAGUGCAGUAAUUACAAGCCCCCUCGAGCACAUCACUGCAAAACAUGCGGCAAAUGUGUCCUGAUGAUGGAUCAUCACUGUCCAUGGACUAUGAACUGCGUUGGUUAUAAAAACUUUGCCCCAUUUCUGAGGUUCCUCUUUUGGGUUAUUACAACGACCGGAUUCCUCUUUUACCAUUUGGUUUACAGGAUAAUGUUCUUGUGGAAGAAUAGAAAUUUACCUAAUUACUUGGUAAAAAGAUCCGAGCUGAUCUUUUUGACAAUUUUGACCCCUCUGGACGGCUUUGUGUUGCUUACGAUAACGAGCCUAUUUGUUCGCUGCCUGAAUAACCAGAUUUUUGGAGGUAUGUCCCAAAUUGAGUCUUGGGAGCUGGAAAGAUUGCAAUCGCUUUUCAAUGCUAAGCGAUUAAUACCUUUGCUUUUGGAAUCCGCAUGGAAGCUAUUCCCCCAAUCUCGUGAACAAAUUAGCCAAGUGAGAGCUAAUAAAACCUUAGUCCAGCAAAGAUUACACUUUGAUGAUGUUGUGAAUUUCCCGUAUGACCUCAGUCCCUGGGAGAACGCCGCCCAACUACUUGGCCACCCAUUUCUAUGGCUUACUCCAAUUGGAGGCCCUCUUGGAAAUGGCAUGUCUUUCCCCAAAAAUGAUAUUUCAGAGUAUACACCAGACAGUCGAAUUGAGGACAUACUUCUGGCACUUCCGUGGCCUCCAGAUGGAGCAAGUAGGAAAUCUGGCUCUGGAACCACAAUGGAGAUCAUAGAAACUAGAACAGAGGGAGGAGAACAGCUUGUCAGGAGGCGACCAGCUGAUAGGUGGGACUUGGUCGAGAGGAAAGAUUGGCAAAACGAAUGGGGGGAGAAUUUAACAGAUUUUGGUGUUGAUAUCGACACUGAGCAGAUCGGCUGA
Messenger RNA from Torulaspora globosa, 1146 nucleotides. It is a transcript of the gene PFA4, whose product is annotated as palmitoyltransferase PFA4. The coding region runs from base 1 to 1146 and encodes 381 amino acids. Gene Ontology annotation, molecular function: protein-cysteine S-palmitoyltransferase activity. The record is from RefSeq and is a predicted model, not a curated record. NCBI's taxonomy places the organism in Eukaryota, Fungi, Ascomycota, Saccharomycetes, Saccharomycetales, Saccharomycetaceae. The transcript has a single exon. Gene Ontology annotation, cellular component: Golgi apparatus; endoplasmic reticulum; endoplasmic reticulum membrane. Gene Ontology annotation, biological process: protein targeting to membrane; peptidyl-L-cysteine S-palmitoylation.